Malus domestica (apple) is the source of this 988-nucleotide messenger RNA. RefSeq names its product vacuolar iron transporter homolog 4-like. Gene Ontology annotation, molecular function: manganese ion transmembrane transporter activity; iron ion transmembrane transporter activity. Lineage: Eukaryota; Viridiplantae; Streptophyta; Magnoliopsida; Rosales; Rosaceae. Gene Ontology annotation, cellular component: membrane. The record is from RefSeq and is a predicted model, not a curated record. Gene Ontology annotation, biological process: intracellular manganese ion homeostasis.
CACAAGCAAUCAAUAUCCUAAUCUCUCUUCUUUUCUUUCCAUACCAAAUCCUACACAAAACUUCACACAUGGCUUCCCAACGUGACCAAUUUUCAACUUACCACAUAGAAAUUCCAGUUUAUGGAAAUGUGACCGAUCAACCAAGACAAUCUCCAAUCCCCGAAGACGACGAAGGUGACACCUUCGACUACUCCCAGAGGACACAGUGGCUUCGCGCCGCCGUGUUGGGAGCCAAUGACGGGCUGGUUUCCGUUGCAUCGCUCAUGAUGGGUGUGGGAGCUGUGAAACAAGAUGUGAAGGCCAUGCUUCUUGCCGGGUUUGCGGGGCUUGUGGCUGGGGCAUGUAGCAUGGCAAUAGGAGAGUUUGUGUCUGUGUACACUCAGUACGACAUAGAGAUAUCUCAAAUGAAGAGAGAGAUGAAGGAAAAUGGUAGGACAGAGAACGGAGAGGAGGCAAAGAAGAAGUCGCUGCCGAAUCCAGCGCAAGCCGCCUUGGCGUCAGCCAUUGCUUUUUCGAUAGGCGCGGUGGUGCCUUUGUUGGGAGCUGCAUUUAUAACUGAGCACAAGGCGAGGCUGGCCGUGGUGGCGGUUUUGGUGAGCGUCGCGCUGGUUGUGUUUGGAGGGGUAGGGGCGAGGCUGGGGGGGUCACCAGUGGGGAAGUCUUGUGCAAGAGUACUUGUUGGAGGAUGGAUGGCUAUGGCUAUAACUUUUGGACUCACAAAGUUAAUUGGGUCUAGUGGUUUGGGAAUCUGAUUAAAAUGCGUACUAUUGUUGUCAUUGUGUUUAAUUUCUUCUGUUCUUGUUUUGUUGUUGCUGCUGUUGCUAGUGGUGGUUUUGCAGCUGUUGCCAACACCAUUUGCAUAGAGGUAGACGUAUAAAAUCAUCGUGUAAUUAAGUUGUGUUCAAUCAAAUAACGUUGGAAGCCUUAUCAUGCUAUGCAACCGUUUAUUGGUUGUGAUUAAUUAAAGAUUAUUGUGAUUGUUUUGGAA